Messenger RNA from Fonsecaea multimorphosa CBS 102226, 1632 nucleotides. RefSeq lists its product as uncharacterized. Bases 1 to 1632 code for a protein of 543 amino acids. Lineage: Eukaryota; Fungi; Ascomycota; Eurotiomycetes; Chaetothyriales; Herpotrichiellaceae. Gene Ontology annotation, molecular function: L-serine:pyruvate transaminase activity; L-alanine:glyoxylate transaminase activity. The record is from RefSeq and is a predicted model, not a curated record. Gene Ontology annotation, cellular component: peroxisome. The transcript has a single exon.
AUGGCGGCCUUGACUCCAUCUCUCUAUUAUCGUCCACAGUCCUUCUCGUCUUCGCUCUUGUCUCCGUUAUCGCAUCACAGUCCUUUGGCACGCUCUGCACGCUCCUUGUCUGCUGCUCGUUGCUCCCCCGCACGUCUCCUGCAUCGGCAUUUGCACGUCCAAUCGCUCGAGCCGCUCUCCCAAUCCCCCACCAUCGUUUACAAGUCCACCAGGAAACUUUUCAAGCUGGCUCCCUCCGGCUCACGUCCAUAUUCCCAAGCUACGGGUCGACUGAGUUUGAUCUCACGACACCUGGAACAACAUCAGCAGACUUCUUACCCUCGCAUCAACACUCCCUAUACAAUUGAGCUGGACUCGUUGUCGGCUUCCACAGACGACAUUCCCUACGUGCCUCCAGCGGCCCCUGCACAUCUCACCAGAACGCCCUCUCAAAUUCAGAAACGUCAACUAUCCACCUCAUCCGCCGCCAAAAUGUCCUCGCAGCCUCCUCAUCCCUCCCUCCUCAUCCCGGGGCCAAUCGAGAUCACUGAUGAAGUCUCUCAGGCCAUGAGCCACUAUGCGCAAUCCCACGUUGGACAACCAUUCGUGAACACCUUCGGUGAAACGCUUACGCUGUUGAGAGAUCUAUUCCAAACCACCAACCCGGCAUCUCAGCCAUUUGUUCUGGCUGGAAGUGGCACAUUGGGCUGGGACCUCGUGGCAGCCAACCUGGUCGAGCCUGGUGAAGAUGUCUUGGUAUUGCACAGUGGCUAUUUCGCAGACUCUUUUGCGGACUGCCUGGCAACCUACGGCGCAAAGCCUACGCAGCUGAAAGCUCCCAUUGGGGACAGGCCACAACUGCCCGAGAUCGAGGCAGCACUAAAAGAGAAGAAAUACAAGGCGCUGACAGUCACACAUGUCGAUACCUCUACCGGAGUGCUCUCUCAGAUCCAACCUCUUUCGGACCUCAUCCGGCGCGUGUCUCCCGAGACGCUCCUAAUCGUCGAUGGUGUCUGCUCCGUUGGAGGAGAGGAGAUUCAUUUUGACAAGAUGAGCAUUGAUGUGUGCUUGACAGCCUCUCAGAAGGCCAUCGGUUGCCCUCCCGGCCUGUCGAUAGUGAUGGUGUCGGAGAAGGCCAUGAACGUCUUCAAAUCGCGCAAAUCCAAUCCCGGAAGCUACUAUGCUAGCUUCAAAAACUGGACACCAAUCAUGCAGAACUACGAGGCCAAGAAACCCUCGUACUUUGCAACUCCGCCCACGCAAUUAGUCCAGGCGCUGAACACGUCCCUCAAGCAGAUCCUCUCCCAGCCUCUCGACGCCCGCUUCGCUCAACACCGCAAGGUGAGCGAAUACGUCAAGUCGAAAGUCACAAGCCUGGGUCUCAAGCAGCUGGCCACAGACCCAGCCAAUGCGGCCAACACCAUGACGGCAAUAUAUUUACCCGAGGGGCUGACUCCUCCGGAGAUUCUUCCCAAGCUGAUGUCCCGGGGAGUUGUCUUUGCCGGUGGCCUUCACCGGGAGAUCGCGGCGAGAUACAUUCGUUUCGGCCACAUGGGUAUCUCAAGCAUGGAUGAGUCUAGAGGAGAGAUCGACAAGGCGCUCGAGGCGUUGAAGGAGGGUUUGGCAGAAGUGGAGAGUGCUAAGAGCAAGUAA